AAACGAGUACUCUUCACCUAUCUCCCACCUUCUCUCUCCCAGCAGUUUCAAUUUUGUCUGAAACACAAACACAUUUACAAAACGAUCUCUUCCUAUCCCUAGAUUUUCUCCUUUUUCUUUCUGGAUAUCGGCCUUUUCAACUUCUUUCUAUACGUCUGUGGGUGUAAUUCAGCUAUGGCUGACAGGGAUCAUGCCGUUGAUGACCUUUUCUCAUCGUUGAACUCCUCUCCGGCAAGUCCUCAAGUAAAUUCUGGUCGCAAUUCUCCGAAUUUGAUUAGUUUUGAUGAUGAUGGUGAAGAAGAUUUUGAUAACAACACUAGCACUAGUAAACCCCUUAUGGUUUUUGAUCGGUUCUACGAUUCGUCAUCGGAAGAUGGGAUGUACUCAACUGGGAGCGGCGGCGGCGGUGGUAGUACUGGUGGUGAUUAUUCUUUGGUGCAGGCCGCCGGAAAUCGGCUGGAUUACAUGAUGCAGUAUCUAGACCGGAAGUUAUUGACGGUGGAUGGAAAGGACAAUGAAGUUAAACAGGCGUUACCGGAAUUCAUAGGUAGUGGUGGAGGGCGUGGGAUGUUUAAGUUACCAGUUAGGGCUGCUGUACAUCCUGGCCGGCCGCCGAGUCUCGAAUUUCGGCCCCAUCCGCUUAGGGAAACACAGAUUGGGUGUUUCCUUAGGAUAUUGGAGGGGACUGGGGAUGGGAAGCAACUGUGGGCGGGGUCUGAGUGCGGUGUUAGGGUGUGGGAUAUGAAGAAUAUGUAUGCCGCAGGGAUGGGGGAGGGGGGAGAUGAGGUUGAAGUACCGUUUCGUGAGUCAGUGAGGACGUCGCCUACGUUGUGUUUGGUGGUCGAUGAUGGGAACAAGAUGGUCUGGAGCGGUCAUAAGGAUGGGAAGAUUAUCUGUUGGAAAAUGUUUCAAUCUUCUGAUGAACCCGAGGUUCCUUUCAGAGAGCGCCUUUCGUGGCAGGCUCAUCGUGGACCUGUUUUAUCGAUGGCCAUCUCGUCCUAUGGUGAUCUAUGGUCUGGAUCUGAGGGUGGUGCAAUAAUUGUUUGGCCUUGGGAAGCCAUUGAAAAGGCUCUCUUGUUGACAACAGAGGAAAAACAUGUGGCAGCUUUGGUCAUUGAGAGGUCGUACAUCGAUCUCAAGAACCAACUCACUACGAAUGGCAUCUCAUGUAGUAUACUUGCAGCAGAUGUUAAAUAUAUGUUAUCUGAUCGUUCUGCGGCAAAAGUUUGGAGCGCAGGGCCUCUGUCAUCUGCAUUAUGGGAUGCUUAUACAAGGGAGUUGUUGAAAGUGUUCAAUAUCGACGGCCUAGUCGAAAAUUUGACAGUAAUACAGGAUCUGACAGCAGAAGAGGAGGCAAAGAUGAAGUUUGCAUCUUAUCCUAAGAAAGAGAAAACACAGAGUGCAAUUAGUUUCUUCCAGCGUUCACGCAAUGCAAUAAUGGGAGCAGCUGAUGCUGUCCUUCGAGUUGCAGCCAAAGGAGCUUUUGGUGAGGAUUCCCGGAGAAUUGAAGCAUUGAUCAUAACGAGUGAUGGGACCAUUUGGACUGCAUCUACAAAUGGAUUAAUCACGAAGUGGGAUGCAAACGGAAACCGAUUGCAAGAAUUCCAAUAUAAUUCCCAUGCGAUUCGUUGCUUAUGUACAUUUGGAUUACGAAUAUGGGUGGGGUAUGCAAGUGGAACACUACAUGUACUGGAUCUUGAUGGUAAUUUGCUUGGAGAGUGGGUUGCUCAUUGCAGUCCUAUCAUUCGUAUGGCUGUUGGGCCAGGUUAUAUCUUUACAUUGGCCAAUGACGGCGGCAUACGUGGAUGGUGUAUAUCAUCCCCAGGGUCUUUAGAUAGCAUAUUAUGUUCAGAGAUAUCUGGCAAAGAAUUACAAUAUACAAGGCUAGAAAAUUUUAGAAUUUUGGCUGGCACAUGGAAUGUUGCCCAAGGAAGAGCAACACAAGACUCACUUAUAUCCUGGCUCGGUUCUGCAGCCAAAGAUGUUGACAUUGUUGCUGUUGGGUUGCAGGAGGUCGAAAUGGGUGCUGGGUUUCUUGCAAUGUCUGCUGCUAGAGAAACUAUGCAGGUAGGCCUUGAGGGAAGUUCUGCGGGGCAGUGGUGGCGGGACAUGAUAGGGAAAACCUUGGAUGAAGGUUCUAGUUUUCAUCGUGUUGGUUCUAGACAGCUGGCAGGCAUGCUUAUUGGAGUAUGGGUCAGAAAUAGUAUUAGAGGUGAUGUUGGGGAUAUUGAUGUUGCAGCAGUUCCAUGCGGAUUUGGAAAUGCUAUUGGUAAUAAGGGAGCAGUUGGUUUGAGAAUGAGAGUCUAUGGCCGGACUAUGUGUUUUGUGAAUUGUCACUUUGCUGCACACCUGGAAGCGGUCAAUCGUCGUAAUGCUGAUUUUGAUCAUGUGUACAAGACAAUGUCCUUCAGUCGUCCAUCAAAUCUUUCGAAUGCAGCAGCUGGUAUGGCGCCAUACCUUUUCUUAUCUUGCUUGCUUGCUUGCUCAUCUUAUUUAUCAUGGAUUCUCUAUGGUUCUCGCUUGGUGGCGGUGUUGCUUUUUGCAGCUGGAGUGUCAUCUGCUAUCCAAAUGGCUCGUGUUGCAAAUGCUAUGGGUGCCCUGUCUGUGGAUGAGUUGCCAGAGAUAUCCGAGGCAGACAUGGUUGUCUUUCUAGGUGACUUUAAUUAUCGGCUCGAUGAUAUAUCUUACGAUGAAGCAAGAGAUUUUAUCUCUCAAAGAAGCUUUGACUGGCUCAAAGAGAAGGAUCAGCUGCAUAUUGAAAUGAAGGCUGGCAGUGUUUUCCAAGGAAUGCGUGAAGCUGUUAUUAUGUUUCCCCCCACCUACAAGUUUGAAAGGCACCAGGCUGGUUUAGCAGGGUAUGAUUCUGGAGAAAAAAAGCGCAUUCCUGCAUGGUGCGAUCGAGUCUUAUACCGGGACAGCCGUCCAGAUUCAUCAUACACAUGCAGUUUGAACUGUCCUGUAGUUUCUUCAGUUUUGCAGUAUGAAGCUUGCAUGGAUGUUACAGAUAGUGAUCAUAAGCCUGUGCGUUGCAUCUUUGGUGUGGAGCUGGCUCGAGUUGACGAGCCAAAAAGAAGAAAACUGUUCGGAGAAAUUAUCAAAUCUAAUAAGAAAAUAAGGCAUAUUCUUGAAGAACAAUGCAAGGUUCCCGAUACCAUUCUCAGUACAAACAAUAUAAUUCUUCAGGACACGGAUAAAUCAAUCUUGCGCAUUACCAACAAGUGUGGGGAAGACAAAGCUCUAUUUAGAGUCGUAUGUGAAGGUCAGGGUACCAUUAAAGAUGGAAAGCAAGCAUCUAUUCACCACGCGAGAGGUUCUUUUGGAUUUCCACGAUGGCUUGAGGUGAAGCCAACGGUCGGCGUAAUAGAACCAAAUCAUAUUGUGGAGAUGUCAGUUCAUCACCAAGGAUACGAGACUUUGGAGGAAUACGUAGAUGGUGUUCCUCAAAACUGCUGGUGUGAAGACGUUCGUGACAAGGAAGUUUUAUUGGUGAUUGAAGUGAGGGGCAGCUGUUCCAUCGAGAGAAAAUGUCACAGGGUUCGAGUGCGUCACACUCAAAGCUUGUCGGACAGGUCUAUGCCAAUGGAACAGAAACCCGACAAUUCUACACGACUCCAAGCAAAUGUACUACAUCGCUCUGAUAUCAAGUGGUUGACCGGUUCACGUGACGUUGUUGACCAUUUACGCGAUCUGCACACUCCUUGAAGAAGGUGAUAGAUAAUCUUGGUUCCUGAUACAAUUUGACAAGAGAAAGCGAUUCUUGGAAAGGGCAUUCUUAUUGAGAUUUUUUGGGUCCGAGUGUAAGUGUUAAUUAUGUAUUCUUACUUUUUAUUUGAGUUGAAUGUUUGGAAGGAAGUAUUGGUAAGCUGGAGUUGUAUAGAAAGUUUUCAAAGUCUCAUAUUAAUUAAUUAAUUAAGAUGAUAAUUGGAAAUAAA
Cynara cardunculus var. scolymus (artichoke) is the source of this 3932-nucleotide messenger RNA. RefSeq names its product type II inositol polyphosphate 5-phosphatase 15. Bases 175 to 3702 code for a protein of 1175 amino acids. Lineage: Eukaryota; Viridiplantae; Streptophyta; Magnoliopsida; Asterales; Asteraceae. The transcript has 10 exons. Gene Ontology annotation, biological process: phosphatidylinositol dephosphorylation. The record is from RefSeq and is a predicted model, not a curated record. Gene Ontology annotation, molecular function: phosphatase activity; protein binding.